Ostrea edulis (European flat oyster) is the source of this 543-nucleotide messenger RNA. RefSeq lists its product as uncharacterized. The record is from RefSeq and is a predicted model, not a curated record. The transcript is spliced from 3 exons. Gene Ontology annotation, molecular function: nucleic acid binding. The coding region runs from base 1 to 543 and encodes 180 amino acids. Lineage: Eukaryota; Metazoa; Mollusca; Bivalvia; Ostreida; Ostreidae.
AUGGACAUGGAAAGACAGAAGAGACAGGAAAGAUCAAAGUUGCCUGAAAAGAAGCGCCGUCGAUUGGAAUUGAAGCAGGAGAGAAUUGCCCAAAAAGGAGCCAAUGAAGCAGCUGAAGGAGAUACAUAUCAAUCAGAAGUUGGACUUUCUGACCAAGUCGACAUCCAGACUAUUCCUGAUGCAGUUCCAUCUGACCAAGUCGACAUCCAGACUAUUCCUGAUGCAGUUCCUAAACCAGGAUUCACCAAAGUCGACCACCUGAACAAAGUUCAAGAGAAUAGGGUCAUUAUCGACCUAGAAACUACAGGAUUGAUUCAGCGUGGACUAAUGCCUCAUAUCACACAGAUUCCUGCACAAGUUAUGAAUUCUGAUGCCGAGUUUUCAUGUUAUGUUUCACCUAAAGUACUCAUCAAUAAAAAUGCUGAGCAGAUAACUGGUAUAUCCUGGGAUGGUGAACACAUGACUGUACAUGGAAAGCAAGUGGCAACUGUAUCAAUAACAGAAGCAUUUUCAAAAUUUUUAAAGUUUUUUGAAGAACAUUAG